Molecule: messenger RNA, 8129 nt
Organism: Orcinus orca (killer whale)
Lineage: Eukaryota; Metazoa; Chordata; Mammalia; Artiodactyla; Delphinidae
Gene: F13B
Product: coagulation factor XIII B chain
Exons: 12
Coding region: 6099-7937 (612 amino acids)
Source: RefSeq, a predicted model, not a curated record
AGACAGACUUUUUCCUUUGAGAAAAACUACUAAACUAUUCUUAGAGUAACAUAGCUUAGAAAACCAAAACAAGACAAAAAAAAAAAAACCUUUUACAUCUUUAGUUUUGAGGGUAUAGGAAACCAGGAUCUAAAGACUUCAAAGUGUUUUCAGGCUAACAGGCUAACGGUACCACCAUUUGAAGCUGUAAGUUAACCUUAAUUCUAAUUUCAGACCAGAAUUCAUUCCUAACACUGCACAGCUUGUACAAUUUUAAUUCUUUGCUCUUAAAGAGAGAGCUUUCAUGUGGGAAAUUUUAAAAAGAACCAUAAAUCAUCAGCAAGAUCUUUGACUGUUGACACCUUGAUUUUUAUCCUAAUUUUUAUUCUUUGGUUGAAGACGGUAAGUAAUGAUUAGUAGGAGGACCAUAUGAUUAUUUAUGUAAAUGAGGACAUGCCUCAGGGUGAAAGCAGGUUUUAUUAAUACUCAAAUGGGACAGCAGGGGUAAAUCAGUACUGUCCAGACAAGCAAUACCUGUGGACUCCCUAACUGUUAGAAAUCUUUCUACCCAGACUGCCUCAUGUGUGAGGUGAAUGUGAGUGUGCAAGUGUGGGUUAUUUAGGAAGAGUUAACGAUGUUCUUGGGCUGUAGGGAUAAGAAGCCAGGCAAGUCAUUAAGUAUCAGCAAGAGUAGUAGACAAAGUAGGAAACCACAGCCAUAAGCCUCUUUUAAAACACCUUAGGAAAUUUCUUGAAAUAAAAUAUCUGACAGAUGAUAUAUAAUUGCCUUAGUUGAAUAGUUUACUACAAAUUUUCUGCCAGAAGAGGCUCUGCAAUUAAAAUUAUGAAAGUGAAAUUAAUAGAAUUCAUCUUACACGUUUAUUUCUACAAUAAGAUAAUUUUUGCGUGAAGUUUCCUUUUAUUUUUCUGUCUAAAUAGGGAAAAAACAGCUGAUAUAAUUGUCUAUUAUCUAUACCAUGAAAACACUGCAAUAUUCUAGCUAAUUUUCUAAUUAUUGUGUAAUUAUAAUCUUCUUUCACACAAACAAAGAAAUGUCAGCUGCCUGAAGACAGGGACCAUGACCUCAUAUUCCCAUGCUUCCCCCACCCCCAUCUGGAAUCUUGGGGGCAAGAUCAAGUUAACUAUGCUCCUCAUUUCAUGUGACCAUCACUGGCCUAUGAGAAGUGUCACUUUUGUUUUAUUUACACAUUUUCCCUCUUCAUUCCUGACCCUGAAUUCCAUUUCCCUUUCAACCCAACUGUUGAAAACCCAACUGUUGGGACGCACUAUAAUGUUUGAUAUAUCCUUAAAUAUGCAAAUAUCUUUGUAAACUAUGUCUGGUUUUGUGUGUUUUACAUUCAUAUAAAUGGAAGCUUGCCAUAGAUUUUAUCUCCUUAUUGUUUCAUUUUACUUGCUACUGUUUAAACGUAUUUCCUUGUUGCUGAAUCUAGUUUGUUGCCCUUUAGUGCUACCUAUCUUCAUAUAUUUACUUAUCCACUCUCCUAAGGAUGGACACAUAGUUUCCUCCUAACCUCAAGUAACUCUGAAAUGAGUGCUUUCAUGUAAUCACCUUAUUUCUCUGUGACGAUUUCUCUUGCCUGUAUAUAUCCCCCAUGUAGGGCUAUGGGCUCAAUUCCUUUUCUUUGUUUCCUGAUUUAUAACAGAUUAGCAUUUCCCUCUGCUUUCUGCCUUUUAAAGAGCUGAUUUGUGGGAGCUCUUUGCAGACAAUACAUUUUAACUUCUUGUCACUUUUAGACAUUGCAAAUUCCUUCUUCCAAAAUGUGAUGUGUGUGUUUUGUCAACAGUACUUUUCAUGGAAAGACAUUCUCAAUUUUCAUAUAAUCAGAUUCAUGAACUUUUGCCUAUAGUUUCUGCUAGUUCUAAAGAGUCUUCUUUGUAAAUCCCUGGUGGUAUGGGUAUGGAAAAUUGUGAGAAUUCUCGGGACGGGACCUCCCCUGCGCAUGUUUUUAUCUGCUCCUUCCUUCCAUCAGACUCUGGAAAGUUUCUUUUACUCAUAAUUCCUUGCCCACUUCCCUCAGCCCUGGGAGGGCACUGCUAUUAUUUUAUGUCUCAGGGUAGCAAGAGGGUUGACUGUCGUCCCCAAGGCAUUGAAGGAAAAAUAAUCCCAUCCGCCCGGGUCUUCUACACACCUGCCACUUCCUCCCAACACAAACCCUAGGGGCUGCUCAAUAACUGCUUUCUUUUAAGUGUAUUUAUGAUUUUAAAGUCUCCAACGUAAGGACAGAUUUUUAAAAAUAAAUGUUUUCUUUGGAGUAUAAUGUAUGCAGAAAAAUGCAAAAAAAUCAUAGGAUGCCCCUCUAUAAAUGUUUACUAAAUUUUACUGCACCCGGAUCAACAUAUAGAACAUUGAUCGGCACUCAGAAGCCUCCUAAAUGUCCCUUUUUUUUUGCGGUACACGGGCCUCUCACUGUUGUGGCCUCUCCCAUUGCGGAGCACAGGCUCCGGAUGCGCAGGCUCAGCGGCCAUGGCUCACGGGCCCAGCCGCUCCGCGGCAUGUGGGAUCUUCCCGGACUGGGGCACGAACCCGUGUCCCCUGCCUCGGCAGGCGGACUCUCAACCACUGCGCCACCAGGGGAGCCCCCUAAAUGUCCCUUUUUAAAGGACUAAACCUCAGGGAAGCAGGAGAGGACCAUCUGCAGAGGUUGAAAGCUGCCAAUCAUGCGGCAACAGCAUUGCCGAAGAUGAGAGCCAGGGUCUGGGCCUCCCAACAUGCAUCUCCGGAGGUGGCACUCUCCCCUGAACGACUGACAUGGUCCCAGACUGUAGAGUUCUUUGGGUUUGGCCUCAGUUCUGGUCCUUGCCUCAGGUCCAAGGAGGGCAUGUGAAGCCCAGGCUGUUGCCAGCCCCACCCUCUCCAGAAGCCAUCCAAAGGUAAAUAACGUUAGUUAUUUGGUGGGAGGCUUGGUGAAGGGGCGUGAGAACUGCUGAGGCAGAGGAUCAAGCAGAGGCUGGUGGAUGGGGGUGAACUGCCCCCAGCCCAGCCAUAGACCCUGGGACAGAACCACACAUCAAAGCGACAAGCACCCAAAAGAAGAAUCUGGGGGGACCCUCUUAUAUCCAGGGGGCCUCCUGCCUUCCCACCACAAAAAGAAAAAGUCCUUCAGACAUCGGAACUGCUCCUGCGGCUGAGGGCCGUCAUCUUUGGCUCUUUCCCUCUGACCUCUGCCACUUGCUCCCAAAGCCUGACUCUCCCCUUGUGGGAGCGAGGGCUGGAGACGAAAGAACAGGGAGGCCCUGCGGUGUAGACCGUUUCUCACUCUGCGAGCACCCAUCCUUCCUGGCCCAGGACUGCUUCUCCCAUCACGGCCCCCUGGGCUGUCCAGACGGGAGGCCCUGGGAUCAGGAGCAAGGGACCAACCUCGGAGGCUGCCUCCAGGCCUCCCUCUCCGGGUCUCACAGCGGGGUGUGUGCACCUUGUCUGACGGCUCCCGGCGAGGCCGGCUCUGGGUGAAGCCCAGUCCUGGUGGGAGAGGUUCCUUUCCCUGCACGGAUGCCCUCGGCUGCCUGGCUUGACCUCCUGCACGAUGAGCCAGGGACCCGGGCGCGCAGCCUGGCCUCCUCGCCUCGCACGCUGUGUCUUUGGAAGCUCCGGGCAGGCUCUUCUCCUCACGGUCACACUGCUCUCUGGACCCCAAGACUGUCCUCUGGCCUUUCUCAGGUUGGCAGGUGGCCUGAGAAACCGAGUUACCAUUCAAGCUCUGCAAACUGAUGGAGAUGCAGACGGCCCCCACCUGUGGCCGCUGGUGGAGCCCGAGGCAAGAGCUGUGCAGUCAGCCCAGCACUGCUGGAGGACCCACCCGGCCUCGUGCGAAGAAAGGAUGCUCAGGGCACCUGGGUGCUCACCAAGCAGGAGCGCAGCACGACCAUCCAGGCACUGGCUCUCCUGAAUGUCCACGAGUCAACCUUCCGCCCCCACACACCUGGCACCGCCGACGGGUCUCAGGUCCUCCACGUGCUCCGUCCCCGCGGCAUCUCACCCACGGCAGCUGGGUGGUGGCGCCUUUCAGAACACGGGAAGGCAGGUGGGAGGAGGUGGUGCCUGUGAUGAUAGUGGCCUCUGCUCUGGGAAGGCGCCUCUGGCCUGCGUGUCCGAGCUUGAUGCCAUUAGGAUCUCUGAGCCUAGGGGUAGUGGCCUGGGUCAGGACCCACGGACACCAGGCUGCCAUUGGCUACAACCACCGCUUUGGGUAAAGGUCUGUGUUUCAUCAGUGCCUGUUGGGAUUGAGGGCAGAACGCCUGGGCCUGAUUUUUCUCGGCCAUCUCUGCUGAGUUCCUGGUUGACCCUCGCCCCUCACCCUGAUGGUCGGAGGUCUGAUGGGACAGGAGGCGGACGCUGGGCUCAUCCUCUGAGCUGCCACCACACGAUACUCUUGAGAAGAUAAAGCGCCAACCACCCUAGGACCUCAAGGCUGGGUGUAGGGUCGCUUGAUGUGUCUGCAACAGCACCUCCCACCAUGCAGUCUGAGAACCUGAGAACAACCAUCCAUCCCUCACAUUCUGCCACCGGCACCGAUCCCUGCCUUCAACCUUUUGUUGCAGUGGGGCCAGUUCUUCACUUCCCGUUUUACUACAUUUCUCCUGGCUCUCUCUGCCUGACAGCCGUGGCAGCUUCCAGAACGGACUGGUCCUCCUGAGGGGUAAGAACCCAGCUGGCACCUGAUGGAGGGGUUCCAGGCAAGUGUACCCACAGGCAGCCUGCAUAUCUGAUGAGAGAUGGGCAUUGGACCUGGAGCAGGUCCAUGACUGAGCUCUCCAGUGAGGUGACAAGGGCCCAGGCGGAGUGGCUGGGGGCUUGGUUGAAUGAGUGGGGGAGGGGCUCCUUCUUCCAGGAGUGGCACAAGUGGGGAAGGUGGGAGGUGGUGAGGUUGGCAGAAAGAAAAAGGAGGGGACUCAGUAGGAAAUUAGGUGGCACGGCGGAGACAAUCAUAGGUCUGUGAGGUUCACCAUGAGCAUCAACACUCAUGUUGCUGUGUAAUAUCCCUUGUGUGGAUAGUCAGGCGUGUGUUUGUCUUUUCUGCUGUCAGUGGGCACUUGGUUGCUUCCAGUUGGUACCACAUGCAGAGACUUGCCAGGAACACUCUCUUACACAUGUGGCUGCACAGAGAUGUGCUUUCAACGUGGUUUGUACACAUUCUGUCGUACUGUUUUCUCAGGAGAGGUCGUACCUGUUUACACUCUUACUUGCAGUGGUCUUGAGCUCCCUUUUCUCCAUGUCCGCCCCAACCACUGGGGUAGUCAGUCUCUUCCAGGUCAGUCAUUCCUCUGGAUGUAUGGUUCUAUCUCACAGUGAUUUAAAUUUGCCUUUCCCUGGUGACUGAUGAAGCUGAGUCCUCUUUGCUAGACCUCUCACCGUUUAAUGUAAGGUUCUCACUCAAGUCUUUUAUUUUUUCAGUUGGUUGUCUGUCUUUUUCUUAAAAAACAAAACAAGACAAAAGCCAUUCAUAUGAAAACUUGUAACUGCGUAUCUUAAGGAGAACCUCAUCUAUUCUAGAACUUUCCCAUCCAAUAAUACAGUGGCCAGUAAUCGCAUGUGGCUUUUGAAAUGAGACUAGUCCAUAUUGGGGUGUGCCAUGAGUGUAGAUACACACUGGAGUUCAGACUUAGUAGGAAAAAAUAAUAUGCUUUUAGUAUAUUGGGUUAAAUAAAAUCUGUUAUUAAAAUUAACUUCAACUGUUCCUUUUAUUAAUGUGCCUGCUAGAAAUUUAAAUAUACAUAUAUGGCUUGUGUUCCUAUUAGAACGUACUGUUUGACAAAGUUAGGAAAGGCUUCUCUGAGGAACUGGCCUGCCCAGAUUUGUUCUGACUCUUGGGUGUUGUGGUUGCUAGCAGAUUACUUCCCGAUUGAAAAGGAUUGGCAAAAAAUACCCUAAAAUGUUAAGUAAUAAAAAUAAGUACUGGGUACUUAUGGGUACAAAGUGUCUGCAAACACUUUGAAUUUAAAAACCUACUGUCACUUCAUCACAAAUUGUAUGGUUUUAAAUAUAUUUUUCAGUGUUCAGCUUGAUAUUUUCUCAUUUCAGAGAAACCCUGUGGUCUUCCAAGUGUGGAAAAUGGAAGGAUUGCCCAAUAUUACUAUACUUUUGAAAGUUAUUACUUUCCAAUGAGCAUAAACCAAAAUCUGUCAUUUUCCUGCUUGGCUGGUUAUACAACUGAAACUGGGAAACAAGAGGCCCAGACCACGUGUACGGCAGCAGGAUGGUCCCCAGAACCACGGUGCUUCAAAAAAUGCCCUAAGCCUGACCUGAGGAACGGUUACGUCUUUGACACAAAAUUAUUUUACAAAAUUCAAGAGAACAUGCGUUAUCGUUGUGCAUCUGGGUACAAAACCACAACAGGGCAGGAUGAAGGAGUGGUUCAAUGCCUCCCUGUUGGAUGGUCUUCUCAGCCAACCUGUAGGAAGGAACAUGAAACAUGUUUGGCCCCUGAAUUACAUCACGGAAAUUAUUCCACAACACAGAAGAUGUUCAAAGUGAAGGACAAAAUACGAUAUGAGUGUGCCUCUGGGUACCACACAGCUUCCGGGAAGAGGACAGAGGAGGUGGAGUGUCACCCGUACGGAUGGGCCCUCACCCCACGAUGUGCCAAAUUAAUAUGUUCUUCUUUAAGAUCAAUAGAAAAUGGUUACUUUCAUCCUGUGAAGCAAACCUAUGAAGAAGGAGACGUAGUUCAGUUUUUCUGUCAUAAAAAUUAUUAUCUAAGUGGAUCUGAUUUAAUUCAGUGCUAUAACUUUGGUUGGUACCCAGAAUCUCCUGUCUGUGAAGGAAGAAGAAAUCGAUGUCCUCCUCCCCCUGUGCCUCUGACCUCCAGAAUCCAAAGGUACUCAACCACUUAUCGUCACGGAGAAACAGUGCGUAUAGAGUGUGGACCUAACUUUGAGAGGCAGGGAUCAGAAGAGAUACGCUGUGAAAAUGGAAAAUGGACAGAACCUCCCAAAUGCAUUGAAGAAAAGCAGAGGAUGGGCUGUGAGGACCCGCCCUUGGUUGAGAAUGCUGCAGCAAACCUAUCCUCCAAGGUCUAUUAUAAUGGGGAUAAAGUGACAUACGUGUGUGAAAGAGGGUACCACCUCCGGGGACCAGAAGAAAUAACUUGUAAACGUGGAAAAUGGACCCUUCCCCCUGAGUGUGUUGGAAAUACUGAGAAUUGUAAUUCUCCACCUGAUGUAAUAAAUGGAGCUGUAAUUGGUGGAUUAUUAGCAAGCUACCCAACAGGAUCCUCAGUGGAAUAUAGAUGCAAUGAAUAUUACUUAUUGAGAGGAGCAAAAAUAUCUCAUUGUGAACAAGGAAAAUGGUCAUCCCCACCUGUUUGCUUAGAGCCGUGUACAGUUAACAUGGAUGACAUGAGCAGAAAUAACCUAGGGAUGAAGUGGAAUUAUGAAGGGAAGAUCUUACAUGGAGAUUUAAUAGAUUUUGUAUGUAAACAGGGGUAUGACUUGUCUCCAUCAACUGCACCCUCUGAAUUAUCGGUGCAGUGCAACAGAGGUGAAGUGAAAUAUCCUUCAUGUAUUAGAAAAGAAUCUAAAAGAACAUGUGCAUCUCCCCCAUUUAUUAAAAAUGGAGUUAUUAAGAGUUCAACAGUCAGGACCUAUGAAAAUGGUUCCUCAGUGGAAUACAGAUGUUUCGAGCACCAUUUCCUACAAGGGUCUAAGGAGUCCUAUUGUUUAGAGGGAGUGUGGACUACACCACCAUUGUGUUUGGAGCCUUGCACAUUAUCUUUUGAUACAAUGGAAAGUAAUAAUUUGCUCCUGAAAUGGAGUUUUGACAAUAGGCCAUAUAUUUUGCACGGCGAGUAUAUUGAGUUUCUUUGUAAGAGAGAUACUUACAUUGAGUUUCCUAUUAUCGGAUCGGAAUUGAGAGUGCAAUGUGACAGAGGGCAGUUAAAAUAUCCAAGAUGUAUUCAAAGAGAAAGGAUGUUGUCUUAUCAAGAACGCUUAAGAACAUGAAAAUGAAUGGCAAAAAGAAGAAUAACAUUUUGACACAUCAUAAAAUCCUUUAUAAAACAUAAUUGUUAGAAGAAAAAUGUUGAAUUAAAAACCUCUGAUUUUUUACUUGCAUGAAGAUUUGAAUCUAAACUGUUUAUGCUGGACAUUUUCUUUAUUUAUAAAUAAAAGCUACACAUGCUAUUGUUUCACUUC